UCUGAUUCCUCAGUUUGUCCUCUCAGGUGUCUCUGACUCUCUGAUCCCUCAGUUUGUCCUCUCAGGUGUGCUGAUUACCUGUCCCUGUGAGAGGAGGAGAUGAAGCUGAAGGUGCUGCUGUGUGUCUCUGCUCUGCUCGGUGCCUUCCUGCCUUGCCUUGCAUACUGUCGUCCUGCUGACUCCCCCAUCAGCCCCCACCAGCUCCUCCCCCGACCGCUGCUCCUCCACCUGGGUGAGGAGUUCUCCCUCCAGCUGGGGGGAGGUGGAGGAUCCUCCUCUGGUCUGGACCUCCUUUCCUCCUCCUCCUCCUCCUCUGCAGUGAACCGGGCUCUGCUGCAGCUCACACAGCGCCUCCUGCAGGCUCAGGCGGAGCAGGAGGAGGAGAGCGCUGAGAAGGGGAAGAGGUCCGAGGAGCCCCCGAUCUCUCUAGACCUGACCUUUCACCUCCUGAGGGAGGUGCUGGAGAUGGCGCGGGCAGAGCAGCUCGCCGUUCAGGCGGACAGCAACCGCAGAAUGAUGGACGAGCUCGGGAAGAAAUAAAAAACACUCAAACAAUGGACUUCUGAUUUUUUAAAAAUGUUUGACCCUGUGAGAGCCUUUGGAGUCAGUCUGUGUUAGACCCCCCACCCGAACACACACACAGGACGUCUGGCUCUCUGAAUCAAACACCGACAUAUUAACGAUUUACAAACACACAGGGAACCAAUCAGCUUUAAGCUCUGAGCCUCAAACAGGAAGUCACACACACCUUGUUGUUUUCACAUCCAGCUCAGACGAUUUCUCAGAUUACUGAAAUAAAAAAACAUUUCACCAACAAGUCGUGGAUCUGAUGUUUCUUUUCUUCUUCUCCUCUUUAUUAUUCUGUAGACGGUUCAUUUAUUCAGUCUGCAGGUGAGCCGCAGAGAAAAAAGGAAACUUCUCUUUUCAUAACAAAACAUCAUUUAUUCACA
Molecule: messenger RNA, 950 nt
Organism: Labrus mixtus (cuckoo wrasse)
Lineage: Eukaryota; Metazoa; Chordata; Actinopteri; Labriformes; Labridae
Product: corticoliberin-1-like
Exons: 1
Coding region: 100-540 (146 amino acids)
Cellular component (GO): extracellular region
Molecular function (GO): hormone activity
Source: RefSeq, a predicted model, not a curated record